AGCCAUCCUGGGGCUGCCACACAACCUGCGCAGACCGAGGCUGCCCAAGUGCGCCAAAACAAUUGAUCUUUUGACUUCCGCACCGCUCUCCCAGCCGCGAUGGUCUUCGUGACACCUACAACCACAGAAGUGCUCCAGUGGGAAGGGCUGCACCUCUUCCACUUUGAAAGCAGCACAUGCAGCAAGAAAGUAAGGACAGUGCUCGCCUUGAAAGAGUUGAGCUGCACACUGCACCACGUCGACCUCACGACCCACGAGAACAAGACCGAAUACUUCCUCGGCAUCAAUCCACGGGGGCUUGUCCCGGUCCUGGUGCACGACGGGAAGGUCAUACUCGAGUCGAACGACAUUGUACAGUACUUAGACGACGCCUUCGGCCCGGACUCACCGAUUCCCACGCGCCGUUUAUCAGAUGCGAACACGGAGCAGGCGCUCUCGGCCGAGGACGCGCUGCACAUGGCGAUGCGGACCCUAACCUUCAGCUUCCGCAUCCCGUCGGCGCUCGGCCGCGUGCCGGACGACAGGCUGGCCCUCUACAAGGACCGCGGGGCGAACAUUGAGGGCAAGGGGCAGAACCAUGGGGAGCAGAUAGCGUUCUGGACGGCGUAUAACCAAAACGGCGGCUGCUCGGGCGACGCCAUCGUCCAAGCUUAUGACGCGAUCCGCGCGGCCUUCGACGGAUUGGAAAAUGAAUUGAAUGGCGCCCAAUUUCUGUCCACGGCAGCUGAUGCGCUGUCGCUGACGGACGUCGUCUGGUUCCCGACCGUGCGACGGGUGUUCCUCUGCGGCUACGACCUCCGGCGGCACCCGUCGCUCUGGGCCUGGCACGAACGCAUGCGCGCGCAUCCCGCCAUCGCGCCCUUCGUCGAGCCCAUGGGCGGCCUCGGCAACGCCUUCUACGUGUGGCAGUACCUCACGGGCACGACGCUCGAGAAAUUCGUAGAGGCGCAUCGGCGGGCACAGCCCUUCCGGCUAAAGGUUUAAACAACAAAUUUAAGC
Pelagomonas calceolata is the source of this 999-nucleotide messenger RNA. Lineage: Eukaryota; Pelagophyceae; Pelagomonadales; Pelagomonadaceae. The record is from the annotation of a GenBank genome assembly.